AUGAAGCGGAAACUAUAGAUUUAACUAUGAAUUCUACAUCUGAAAUUGAAUCUGAAGCAACCUCUAUUGAAUUAAUUCAACCAAUUGCUAAAGAAGUUCUAUCAUCUAAAAAAACUAAAGAAAUUGCACCAC
Messenger RNA from Funneliformis geosporum, 132 nucleotides. NCBI's taxonomy places the organism in Eukaryota, Fungi, Glomeromycota, Glomeromycetes, Glomerales, Glomeraceae. The record is from the annotation of a GenBank genome assembly.